AUGCGCUCUGUGGUAGACACUAUCCUGACUAGACUUUCAGCUGCAACGACUAACAAUAUAAUUGGAUCCAAAAGCCCUGUCAAUCUUUCAUCACCCUGCCGUUUGGUUUGGCGAUGUAGUUAUCCCGAUGCCUGGCCUAGCCUUAUCGGCGGCGUCACAGGCUGGGCAGCUACGGGACUAUGGGCCCGGCCUCGCCGUUUCACCGUAGUAGAUGGGGAUAUUGGUGAUGGAAUAGUCGAGGAUGCCUCUUCAUCUAGCCUUUCAAAGGACGGCAAGUCUGCGGGUAACACUCCGCCCAGACCUAAUGUUGCAUACAACAGUGGAUAUGGUCCUGGUGGAAAUAAGGCUCCUUCUAGCCCAAUAAAACGUGACUCUGGCUUGACGUUUUUCUAUCCCCUGGUACCAAAAGCCAGUCAGGGCCCUGCUGCUCCUUGGCAUCGACUUCCUCCAGCCCUGUUUUCUUCUAACUCCUCUCUUCCCACCAACAAAAUAGUACAUGGUUCGAGUAGUGUUACUUCGUCAGGUCCAGCUGGUGUCCGUGAGCUGUGGACCCAGUCCGGCAUUGCCGGGUCCCCCAACUUAAACCAGCCGGUCAUGUUAAAUACCCGACGUCCACCGGCCCGCCUACCUUCGAUGCGGGAGCGUGAUGCCAUAAACUCACAUACAGGGAUUAGAGAGGGGACCAAUCACUCGUUCCAGUCUCAAGACUUGUAUCACCGGCAGGUUAAAACUGAAUGCAAAAAUGAGCCCAGCCUCUUCCUUCAACUGCCAGUCAUCAUUCCUAAAUGGGGCCUAUUGGAAAAUCGACCUUACGCCGAGUUGGUAGAAUCCCUUUUUUUUCUCCCUGCUACAUUGAUUUCUAUUUUCAAUCACGCGGCCUAA
This is a messenger RNA of Protopolystoma xenopodis, 882 nucleotides long. NCBI's taxonomy places the organism in Eukaryota, Metazoa, Platyhelminthes, Monogenea, Polystomatidea, Polystomatidae. The record is from the annotation of a GenBank genome assembly.